Molecule: messenger RNA, 750 nt
Organism: Papilio polytes (common Mormon)
Lineage: Eukaryota; Metazoa; Arthropoda; Insecta; Lepidoptera; Papilionidae
Exons: 3
Coding region: 1-750 (249 amino acids)
Source: RefSeq, a predicted model, not a curated record
AUGUAUCCCGCAGAACAUCUACAGCCGACCCUGCACUCCCACGUCAACGAGCAAAUGGUCCCGUGUAAUGACAAUAAGUGCAUAUUCACACAAGUCGGUGGACAUUUCCAACCACAAAGGGAAUACUCCUCAUUCUCACUCGUUUAUUCUACAAAAUCUGACGCAGCUAAUUUUAUCGUUCCCAAACAAUUGACUCCCGUCCAUGGACUCUUCGUCAAGCCAUCUGAGGACGGCACCACAGGAGAUUUGUACGUAGCGGCGUCGGAAGACAGCGGCGUAGACUCGCAAUGGCUGACAGAACAUCCCAUCAACUUUUUACCGGCCUCCACUCAAGCUCAGAAAACUGUAGUUACAAGUCCACCUGUCAAAUACGCAUAUGCACUUCCUAUUCCAGGCAUGCCUGAUACGAAAGGUUUUAGUCCAUAUCCAUUUGGGUUAUAUGCCCCUCAUAAUUAUAAAGCAGCAGAAGAGUCGCAAUGUCAGUUGGAAGGUUUAAUGCCACCAACAAGUUUACCUGCGUACCCUUAUCCAUUCUAUUACCCACAUAUGAUGGCAGCGCUAACGGCUACAUUAAACCCACACAAGGAGGAGGAAAAUGAUGGCGCUUCAAGAGAUGCAUUACCAAUACCACAACAUUGGCCGGGUUAUGCAUAUCCAUAUCAAUAUAUUGUGCUAGAUCCCGCUGCAUGGGCACAGACCCAAACCACAACAACUGGAAAAAUAACAACUGAAGAGGCAGAGGAUGACUAG